CUACCCUCCCAUUCCCACAUGAAACCAGAUUUAAUGCAAACAAGCUGUCCUGGCUCAGAGCUGCCCAGGACGUUGCGGAGAGCAGAGCAGAGCGGAGCGGAGCCCAUCCAGGCGCCCCGAACUCGGAAAGAAACUUCCCGUGAGGAACCAGCUGCCUUCCCACCUCCUCUUCCCCGGAAACUUGUGUGUCCCUUGGAACCUUCCCAUGGCGGCCAUGCGUGACAUCUGCCUGCUUCUUCUCUUGAUGCUGCCCUUCUGCGCCUCAAGAUCAGUUCAGAACCUGGCCCUGGAAGAGAGCGAGGGGAGCGGAGACAGCGAGGGGGCUCCCCCCGACCCCACUACUGCCAGGGCGGCGCUGAGUGUGAGCCCCACCUCAGGGAGCCUGGUGGUCGAUUCGGUCAAUGGAACCUUGCAUUCGUUCAACCUCCUGGACGGCAUCGUGAACUUCUUCCAGACCUACAUGCUCCUGAUCGUGGUGGUGGGCUCCCUUCUCCUCAUCUUCCUCUCCAUCGUGUGUGCGGCUGUCAUCACCCAGCAGAAGCACAAGGCCUCCGCCUACUACCCCUCCUCCUUCCCCAAAAAGAAGUACGUGGACCAGAACGACAAGGCAGGGGGGGCCAAGGCCUUCAGCGAAGUCCCUGAGAAGCCCUCCGAUGAGAGCCAAGAGGAGCCGGUAGAUUCCACCAAACAAUUGCAGGCGGACAUCUUAGCUGCUGCCCAGAACCUCAAGUCUCCCACCAAGGCCGUCAUGGCGAAUGGGAAAAGUGGCCCCGUGGAAGACCCGCCAGUUGAAGGGAAAGAGGAAGGGGCCCCAAAAACAGAAGAGGCGGAGGAGGGCAGCUCCAAAGAGGAGGAAGAAGAAGAAGAAGAAGGAAAAUCACCAACGGAGGCUGAGAUGCCUCCAGAGACAUCAGCUCCAAACAGUUUGGUGGAUGCGGAGACCAGAGAAGAGGAGGUCCCACCUGGGGUGGAGACCCAUCCAUCUCCACCUGAGGAGUCCAAGGAAGCCCCACCCACCGAGAAACCUGCCGUUCCUGUCUCAGAAGGCCAGGAGGAGCAGAAGGAAGAGCUCAGUGCUCCACUGACUCUUGACCCCACAGAAGAACCCCAAAACUGAAUGGGGUCAGUUCCCAUCACUGGCGGGACAGCUUAUAAUAUGAAACCUACAGGGAUCUGUUUAUCAAACAGAGGGGAAGCAGAUCUUUACCUUACCUGUAAAGGAGACACGUUAGCCACCUCCCACCCUCUCAAGAAACACCUGAAAGGUCUACAUUGUUGUGAUUUUGCUUUAAUGGACUUUCUUCAGUUAUGACAACUUGCCCAAGUCUUGCGCCCUCCAGGUGUGGAAGACCAAGACUUCCAUCAUCCCCUGCCAACCUGCCCAGGGAGGUGAUGAGAGUCGCUUAACACAUCUGGGGGGUGGGUGGGAGGGAAGCUGAGUGACCGCAAUGUCAUAAUGUAGCUACUCAACCAGAUAUCAUUGAGCAGGUAAGGUAGAACUUAUUUUAGAAGACCAGUUGAAGACACAUUGACCUCAACGUGCUUCCAGGAUUCUUCUGGAGGAACCAUCCUAGUUUCGUCCUCCAGGACUUUCCCACUUUCAGGGAGAACAUAUCUGCACAUACAUAAUAUUUGAGGUGGGCCCUUUGGGUGAGCAUUUAAUUCUAUUUAUAUCAAUCCUUAAUUCUGGACCAAGGUUGUGUGCAGAGAUGAUUGGUCAACCUUUCUGUCAACUAUGAAGUCAUCCAGAUCUUUAUUUCCCCCCCCUCUCCACUGCUGAUGAGAUGGUCUUUGGGCAAAGGUGAAGUUAUUUCAUACCUGUCCUUCUUUUAAAGCCAACCUUGGCUCAACUCUGUUUAGUUGUCCCUUAUAUCAAUCAUUAGUUCAUUUACUUUUGUUAGUAUCAGCUCUGAAAGUUGAACCCGGGGCCCGUAUAUAGUUUCAGAAUGGCCAACCUGAAUUCAGUUUUUUUAAGUACAAUUUCCGCCCAAGCGAUGAUAAUGAUGUACAAUGGAUCCACCAUUCAGUCCAAUUUUUUUUUUUUUAAUCUGGUUUCUGAGAAUCCUUAACUCCCAAAUUCUACAGCUGCUUGAGGAGAUCUGAUUAUCCAACCAACUUUGCAAGGAAUCUGAUGACAUUUUUGAAAAUUAUUCCUCUUUAAGGUCAACAAAUAUUCAGACUUUUGUGUGGAGGGGAAGAAAGACGGUGAGGACUUUCAUGAGUGAAUGAAGCCCAACAAAGGUGGAUUUUUAUGUAUGUUCAAUCUGGAAGUUCUUCACUUGUCAAGAUCUUCAGAGGAGAGAGAUUCAAACCCAUUGAAAAUGUUUUCUGGGCUUUUCAAAAGUCUGUUAUGGGUGGGGAGGGGGGGGAAGACUUUGGGUCUUUUUAAAAAAAAUGUUUUUAUACUUUGACGGGGGACAUUGGAUUUCAGAUUCCCAGGUCCUAAUCUUUCUGGGUCAACUAGAAAAAAACGUUUCAGCAAGCCUUAGAGCUGAAGAAGCAAGUGAGAUUAACGUGGUUUGGGACAAGCCUUGAAGAAGCUGGGUGCCAGGGAGAACACAUUUGCAACAACCAAAACACACACACACACACACACACCACCCUUCUUAAUUUUUCCCAGCCUCUUUGCAAAGGUUCUGCUGAUAUUUAUGACUUUCCCUCCCACUGGGGAUCUCCCAGGCUGACCCUUGUAAUCCUAGUAAAAACAUCUAUAAAUUUAGCUGACCAAGAGAUUUAUUGUAGUUUUGAGGACUUAUCAGGGAUGGGGUUUUAAUAGGCUGACCCUCUCUGGCAGAAUCUCUGCAGCCCUACACUUUCAAGGCUUAUUUUGGAAUGAGGGACUCUAACGAGGCUGUAAAAAAGCCACAUUUGCAACCAGCUGAAGUGGGUUAGCAUGAAGAGGGUCUGGUGAACCUCUCGGCAACUUUUUCUAAGGGCUCCCUAAACCUUGAAACGCCAGGAAGGACACAGUGUGGAUUAAAAACACAAAAUAAAACGUCUUCACAGCCCAGAUGUUCCAACCCAGCCCAUGUGCGGCUAAUGUCCAGGUGUGGCAGAAACCAGAUGCCCAAACAUCUGGAACUGUGUCCCUCAAGCUUUAAGGCAGUGUUUGUCAACCUUGGCAACUUGAAGAUGU
Messenger RNA from Thamnophis elegans (Western terrestrial garter snake), 3136 nucleotides. It is a transcript of the gene TMEM119, whose product is annotated as transmembrane protein 119. The transcript is spliced from 2 exons. The record is from RefSeq and is a predicted model, not a curated record. Gene Ontology annotation, biological process: positive regulation of bone mineralization; positive regulation of osteoblast proliferation; positive regulation of osteoblast differentiation. Gene Ontology annotation, cellular component: plasma membrane. The coding region runs from base 206 to 1117 and encodes 303 amino acids. NCBI's taxonomy places the organism in Eukaryota, Metazoa, Chordata, Lepidosauria, Squamata, Natricidae.